AUGAAUUUUUUCUAGGGUAAUCAGUUAUCUCCCUUUAUAAAUCAAAAAGUAGUUAAAAAGCCUACAGUCCUUAUGUAGACAAAUCAAUUGAAGAAGAGUCAUAUUGAUGCAAAGCCAAUAAGAUUCUUAUAAUGGGAUGAUGAUGCAAAAUAAAUCAAAUUAUGUCUGGACCUUAAGAAAUAUAACUCACUGUUUAGGACUGGACCUGCUUCUUUCAUUGUUUAUAUCGCUACACGUUCUGAAAUAAAUUAAAUAUCUAAGUUGAAUUUGGAUAAAAGCCUGCCUCUUAUAGAUACAACAUUGCAAAAAGGCAUCUACAUUUGGAAUCAUGUUAUAUACAACGAACACAAGAACAUCUAAUUAUAUCAGCUAUUGUGCAUAUUAAGUGAACAGUUUAACGAAAAAUAGUUGGGGAGACAAGGCCUGAACAUGAUUGAAAACAGUAGUGUAUUCAUUAAUGCAGAUACAGUGCUAAUGACAGUGGCCUCUAUUUUGGCUAGUGAAAUAGUGUUUCUUAUAAACAAUAAUGAUGAUGAGAUAUUAGAAAAUUUUCAAUAAAUCAUCAAUAAUGAUUAACAACCCUAUUAUAAAUUACAAGUCCUUAAUUUUGUUGAAAGUUAGGGCACCAGCAUUGACCAAUUUAAAUGGUAUUAAGUGUAUGACAAUAUUAAAAUAACACUCAUUGAAGAAAAUCAUUAUGUAAUUGCUUCAAACACAUCCUUGAAUGAUAAUCCAGCUGACACUAUAAAUAAUUGGGCCUUAGAACUUGAGAUGUCAUUAGAGAAGAAGACUUAUCAGUGUUAUGAAAUCGAUUUUUUAACCUUUUUUUCUAUUGCAGAGAUAAUCACCAAAAGUUCGAUAUCAGAGUUAGAGAAAAACAAUGUGAAAGAAAAUAUUUUCUUUAAAGCCAUUCAAAAAUAAAUUAAAUAUGAAAAAGACUAUAUUGAAAGCAUUUAUUGUAAAGAAGUAAGGGAGUUUUGUUCAAUCUCAGAAGAAGUCACAGUAGAUUCUUUAACCUACAAAUUGAAUUAAAUGAGAGAGUAAGCCAUGUCUUUGUAUUUUAUUCAAUUGGGGUAAUUUUAUGAUAAUCCAGAAUUUGAAAAAUGCUUACAAGUCAUUUAAUAGAGGAUUGAUUAAUUGGAAUUAGAAUGCAUCAGAUACAAUUUUGAAUUGAUGGAUAUUGAAUUAAGCAAAUAAUUUGACAAAAUCGAAAAAAAAUAUAAGGACAACUUUCCUGAUUCUUAUGCUUAGUUUUUGAAUGAGAUUCUGAAGUUUAGAGAAUUUAGAGGGUUAAAAUACCAAAAUUUCAAAUCCCACUUGUAAAGCAACUAUAAAUCCAAAUUGUACUCCUAUGUCACAGAGUUUGAUAAGGAAUAGAAAUUACUCUAUGACAAACGUAUGCAAACUUAGAAUGAAAAGCAAUACUAAUUCCUGAAGAAGAGAGACAAGGAGGUAAUGAGAGGACUUGAAAUUCUCUAAAAUUAUACUGAUUUAAUGAGGGAUGAAAUUGGAACUCUCAAGGGUCUUUUAGAUUUCAAUAAUCAAAUAAAUGUAGUUGUAAAACACAAACAAGAAAUUAGAAAGUUGGAUGAUGAAAUUAGAUAAUUAUAGUUAUAAGCCGAUAAAAUUUAGAUAAAAAAAAGCAAUCGUGAAUUUUGA
This is a messenger RNA of Paramecium tetraurelia, 1659 nucleotides long. RefSeq lists its product as uncharacterized. The transcript is spliced from 5 exons. NCBI's taxonomy places the organism in Eukaryota, Ciliophora, Oligohymenophorea, Peniculida, Parameciidae. The record is from RefSeq and is a predicted model, not a curated record.